Messenger RNA from Penaeus indicus, 5553 nucleotides. RefSeq lists its product as uncharacterized. The record is from RefSeq and is a predicted model, not a curated record. NCBI's taxonomy places the organism in Eukaryota, Metazoa, Arthropoda, Malacostraca, Decapoda, Penaeidae. The coding region runs from base 1 to 5553 and encodes 1850 amino acids. The transcript has 14 exons.
AUGAUCGCAAAAACGGUGAUAUGCAUAUCAGCGGCACUUCUUACUACAGCUGCCCCGUCGGCCCACACAGUUAUCCCAGUUCCUGCUGUUCUGUAUGCCGCACCUGCAGGCGAUCCUGGAGAGGUAGCUAAUAUACCAAGUGAAUCUUCAGGAGAUUUUAGUCGUACAUCACCAAGACCCAUUAGUACCAGCACCCCCAGACUCUUUAACCAAUUAUCCCAAGUGAAUCUCAGUGAUGCCGUUAAAGCUGGGACCAGUGGUACAACUCCUUCAAACACAGAAAGAGCAGAAAGCGCAUUUAAUUCCUUAAGAAGUAGCGAGAAAUCAAAAGGUUUGCCUACUGAUGCAGACAGCCUCCUGACAAGUUCUGCAGGAGUCCUCAUAGAAUCAGCAGGCUCACAUGGAAUUAUUCAAAGUUCAACUAGCAUAGUUCCAGAACCUUUCAAAGGCAGCACAGAAAGUUUUGAAGGUUUUUCAGUAGGUUUUGGAAGUUCCACAGAAACUGCCUCUACAGGAGGUUUAGGAGGCUCUACAGCAGGCUUCGGGGGCUCAACAGGAACCUCCUCCACAGGAGGUUUAGGAGAUUCUACAACCGGCUUCGGGGGCUCAACAGGAACCUCCUCCACAGGAGGUUUUGGAGGCUCUACAGCAGGCUUCGGGGGCUCAACAGGGACCUCCUCCACAGGAGCAACAGGAACCUCCUCCACAGGAGAUUUAGGAGGCUCUACAGCUGGCUUUGGAGGCUCAACAGGAACCUCCUCCACAGGAGGAACCUCCUCCACAGGAGGUUUAGGAGGCUCUACAACCAGCUUCGGAGGCUCAACAGGAACCUCCUCCACAGGAGGUUUUGGAGGCUCUACAGCAGGCUUCGGGGGAACCUCCUCCACAGGAGAUUUAGGAGGCUCUACAGCUGGCUUUGGAGGCUCAACAGGAACCUCCUCCACAGGAGGAACCUCCUCCACAGGAGGUUUUGGAGGCUCUACAGCUGGCUUCCAUGGCUCAACAGGAACCUCUUCCACAGGAGGUUUUGGAGGCUCUACAACCGGCUUCCAUGGCUCAACAGGGACCUCCUCCACAGGAGGUUUUGGAGGCUCUACAACUGGCUUCGGGGGCUCAACAGGGACCUCCUCCACAGGAGGUUUUGGAGGCUCUACAACUGGCUUCGGGGGCUCAACAGGGACCUCCUCCACAGGAGGUUUUGGAGGCUCUACAACUGGCUUCGGGGGCUCAACAGGGACCUCCUCCACAGGAGGUUUUGGAGGCUCUACAACUGGCUUCGGGGGCUCAACAGGGACCUCCUCCACAGGAGGUUUUGGAGGCUCUACAACUGGCUUCGGGGGCUCAACAGGGACCUCCUCCACAGGAGGUUUUGGAGGCUCUACAACCGGCUUUGGGGACUCAACAGGAACCUCCUCCACAGGAGGUUUUGGAGGCUCUACAACCGGCUUCCAUGGCUCAACAGGAACCUCCUCCACAGGAGGUUUAGGAGGCUCUACAACCGGCUUCGGAGGCUCAACAGGAACCUCUUCCACAGGAGGUUUAGGAGGCUCUACAACUGGCUUCCAUGGCUCAACAGGAACCUCCUCCACAGGAGGAACCUCCUCCACAGGAGAUUUAGGAGGCUCUACAACUGGCUUUGGAGGCUCAACAGGAACCUCCUCCACAGGAGGUUUUGGAGGCUCUACUACCGGCUUCGGGGGCUCAACAGGAACCUCCUCCACAGGAGGUUUAGGAGGCUCUACAACUGGCUUUGGGGACUCAACAGGAACCUCCUCCACAGGAGGUUUUGGAGGCUCUACUACCAGCUUCGGGGGCUCAACAGGAACCUCCUCCACAGGAGGUUUAGGAGGCUCUACAGCUGGCUUCGGGGGCUCAACAGGAACCUCCUCCACAGGAGGUUUAGGAGGCUCUACAAUUGGCUUCGGAGGCUCAACAGGAACCUCCUCCACAGGAGGUUUUGGAGGCUCUACAACCGGCUUUGGGGACUCAACGGGAACCUCCUCCACAGAAGGUUUAGGAGGCUCUACAACCGGCUUCGGGGGCUCAACAGGAACCUCCUCCACAGGAGGUUUUGGAGGCUCUACAACCGGCUUCGGAGGAACCUCCUCCACAGGAGGUUUAGGAGGCUCUACAACCGGCUUCGGGGGCUCAACAGGAACCUCUUCCACAGGAGGUUUAGGAGGCUCUACAACUGGCUUCCAUGGCUCAACAGGAACCUCUUCCACAGGAGGUUUUGGAGGCUCUACAACCGGCUUCGGAGGCUCAACAGGAACCUCCUCCACAGGAGGUUUAGGAGGCUCUACAACUGGCUUCCAUGGCUCAACAGGAACCUCUUCCACAGGAGGUUUUGGAGGCUCUACAACCGGCUUCGGAGGCUCAACAGGAACCUCCUCCACAGGAGGUUUAGGAGGCUCUACAACUGGCUUCCAUGGCUCAACAGGAACCUCUUCCACAGGAGGUUUAGGAGGCUCUACAACCGGCUUCGGGGGCUCAACAGGAACCUCUUCCACAGGAGGUUUUGGAGGCUCUACAACUGGCUUCGGGGGCUCAACAGGAACCUCUUCCACAGGAGGUUUAGGAGGCUCUACAACUGGCUUCGGGGGCUCAACAGGAACCUCCUCCACAGGAGGUUUAGGAGGCUCUACAACCGGCUUCGGAGGCUCAACAGGAACCUCCUCCACAGGAGGAUUUGGAAGCUCUACAGAGGGCCAUGGGGCCUCCUCAGGAAUUUCAUCUGAAGGCGGUUAUGGAGGCUCUACCUCCACAGGAGGUUUAGGAGGCUCUACAACUGGCUUCGGAGGUUCAACAGGAACCUCCUCCACAGGAGGUUUAGAAGGCUCUACAACCGGCUUCGGGGGCUCAACAGGAACCUCCUCCACAGGAGGUUUUGGAGGCUCUACAACCGGCUUCCAUGGCUCAACAGGAACCUCCUCCACAGGAGGAACCUCCUCCACAGGAGAUUUAGGAGGCUCUACAGCUGGCUUCGGAGGCUCAACAGGAACCUCCUCCACAGGAGGUUUUGGAGGCUCUACAACCGGCUUCGGAGGAACCUCCUCCACAGGAGGUUUAGGAGGCUCUACAACCGGCUUCGGAGGCUCAACAGGAACCUCCUCCACAGGAGGUUUUGGAGGCUCUACAACCGGCUUCGGAGGAACCUCCUCCACAGGAGGUUUUGGAGGCUCUACAACCGGCUUCGGAGGCUCAACAGGAACCUCCUCCACAGGAGGUUUUGGAGGCUCUACAACCGGCUUCGGGGACUCAACAGGAACCUCCUCCACAGGAGGAACCUCCUCCACAGGAGGUUUUGGAGGCUCUACAACCGGCUUCGGGGGCUCAACAGGAACCUCCUCCACAGGAGGUUUAGGAGGCUCUACAAUUGGCUUCCAUGGCUCAACAGGAACCUCCUCCUCAGGAGGUUUAGGAGGCUCUACAGCUGGCUUCGGAGGCUCAACAGGAACCUCCUCCACAGGAGGUUUUGGAGGCUCUACAACCGGCUUUGGGGACUCAACAGGAACCUCCUCCACAGGAGGUUUUGGAGGCUCUACUACCGGCUUCGGGGGCUCAACAGGAACCUCCUCCACAGGAGGUUUUGGAGGCUCUACAACCGGCUUCGGGGGCUCAACAGGAACCUCCUCCACAGGAGGUUUUGGAGGCUCUACAACCGGCUUCGGGGGCUCAACAGGAACCUCCUCCACAGGAGAUUUUGGAGGCUCUACAACCGGCUUCGGGGGCUCAACAGGAACCUCCUCCACAGGAGGGUUAGGAGGCUCUACAGAAGGCCUCGGGGGCUCUUCAGGAACCUCUUCAGGUUUUGUAGGCUCUACAACAGGCUCAAACGGCUCCUCAGGAACCUCCUCCACGGAAGACUUUGGAGGCUCUACAGAAAGCUUCGGGGGUUACGGAGCCUCUGCACCAGGCUCUAAGGGUUCCUCACGAGCCACUUCCACAGGUUUUGGAGGCUCUACAUCAGGCAUCGUGGGCUCCUCAGGAACCACCUCCACGGGAGGCUUUGGAGGUUCUGGAACAGGACUUGGGGACCCCUCAGCAAUCUCCUCUAUAGGGUUUGGAAGCUCAGCAGAAGACCUUGGAGGCACCUUUACUAUCUCUUCAGGCGCUGAAAACUCAAUAGAAACCACUGCAGGCAGUUUUGGAAUUUCUGCAAAAGACCGAGGGGGGGCCACAGGAACGCCCUCCCCUGUCGGCUCAUCAAGAAGCUCCUCUACAUCAGGCCCCAGUGGUUCCUCGGGGACCUUCUCUGCAGGAGACUUUCAAAGUUCCAAAGGAGGACUUGGAGGCUCGCUUAAAACUGACUCUACAGGAGGCUAUGGAGGCUCCUCAGGAGGAUCACCUACAGAAAAUUUUGGAGAUUCUACACCAGGCCUUGAAGGCUCGGGAAAAUUCUCCACAGGAAGCUUUGAAAGUUCUACAGGAGGAUUUGGAAGCUUUACAGCGGGCAGCAAAGCCUCUCAAGGAACCUCUUCCACUGGAGGUUUUGCAAGUUCUCCGUCAGGCGUUGGAGUCUCCUCUGGAACCUCUUCACCAGAAAACUUUGUAGGCUCUACAACAGGCCAUGAGGCAUUACUUAAAGGGCAUGCAAGAGGGCGUACAGACAUAGCAGGAGAACUUGCAAGUCUUGGAGGUCUUGGGGGUUCAUCAAGAGGACUUUCAGGUUCAUUACAAGGACAUAGAGGUUCAACAGGACAUGGAGGUUUAACAGGACUUGGAGGAUUAGCAGGUUCAUCAGGACGGUUUGGAAGCUCAGCAGAAGACCUUGGAGGCACCUUUACUAUCUCUUCAGGCGCUGAAAACUCAAUAGAAACCACUGCAGGCAGUUUUGGAAUUUCUGCAAAAGACCGAGGGGGGGCCACAGGAACGCCCUCCCCUGUCGGCUCAUCAAGAAGCUCCUCUACAUCAGGCCCCAGUGGUUCCUCGGGGACCUUCUCUGCAGGAGACUUUCAAAGUUCCAAAGGAGGACUUGGAGGCUCGCUAAAGACUGACUCUACAGGAGGCUAUGGAGGCUCCUCAGGAGGAUCACCUACAGAAAAUUUUGGAGAUUCUACACCAGGCCUUGAAGGCUCGGGAAAAUUCUCCACAGGAAGCUUUGAAAGUUCUACAGGAGGAUUUGGAAGCUUUACAGCGGGCAGCAAAGCCUCUCAAGGAACCUCUUCCACUGGAGGUUUUGCAAGUUCUCCGUCAGGCGUUGGAGUCUCCUCUGGAACCUCUUCACCAGAAAACUUUGUAGGCUCUACAACAGGCCAUGAGGCAUUACUUAAAGGGCAUGCAAGAGGGCGUACAGACAUAGCAGGAGAACUGCAAGUCUUGGAGGUCUUGGGGUUCAUCAAGAGGACUUUCAGGUCAUUACAAGGACCUAGAGGUUCAACAGAAGGGGGGGGGGGGGGGCAGAGGACUUUCAGGCUCAACAGGCAGCUUUGGAGGCUCAGCAGGUGGACUCAAGGGCACAUCACACCAUGGAGAUUUCCAACCAACAUACGACUGAAUGCUGUUGACUCAGUAGAUAUAUCUCCUCAAAGAUAUUGUGAACUUAUACAGUAA